AGAGUGUGUUCUAUUUACAUCUCAUAGUUUAGAAAGUACAAGAUGGUACCAUUAUUAUGAAAAUAUGUGGAGAAAAUAAAUUUCAAAAAAAUGUCGGAGAUAGAUACCGAAGAAAAAGAACCCAGAAUUCAAAUCAAACACGUAGCAAAUCCACUGGGUACCUGUGUAAGCAGUGCAAGUGAAGACGAAACGGAAAUAAAACCACCAGAACUGAAAACAACGACCAAUAAAAUUUCCAAAACUAGAUCAUCUAGUGAAAUUAAGUCAUCAAACCGGACAGACGAGCUCCAGAGAAGACAUAGUGCAAUAGGGAAUGAAAAUGUUUCUUCAGAGAGUUCUAAAAAGAAAGAAGACAAAAUCAAAAAUAUACCUCAAGACAAUCAGAAUCUUUUAUCCAAAAGCAGUGAUAAGAAAUACGCUAAUUCUAAUAAAAUGAGAAAGAAAAGUGUUUCAUCAUACAAAGAUAAUAUAUCUGAGAAUGAAAAUUCUGAAAAUAGCGCUCCUGUCGAACGCCCAAGCUGUUACGUCACUAACCAAUCCAAUGACGACAUUUUGGCGCUUGUGGAUCUUGGACCAAGGCGAAGCCGCCAUAAUUCAAGGAAAUCCCAAGACUAUACUCCACACUCCUCCGACAAAACUAGAGAUGAGAAUGAGGAAGGAGGUUUGUUAGAUGAUGAAGAGGACCAGGCAGAGAGGAAAGUCAUAGCUGACAAACUGAGGGAUAAUAUAUCCGUUGUUGGGAGUGUGAUGUACGGAAUCUUGAUGUCGGUUCUGGCGGUCGUUCUUCCCAUCACAGAGACGUUUGCUUCUCACGGCCCCUCUCAGCUGUUUGAGAUAUUUUACAUCUACAUGUACCUGUUCAGUUUUAUAUUUGUGGUGUAUGUCCACUUCUUCAUCCUUAAACGGCGGUCUCGGUUCACCGUGCUGACGCUAACAAUUGUCCGUCGUGUCCGAGGUCUUCUGAAGAAUAACCCAGAUAAAGGACUGACCAAGCGGAGAUCCUUGACUCUGCCCAGCAGCAGUCCUGAAACAGAAAACGUCUGUAAAAGAUUUUUCCACACUGGUAGCUUCCCUUUAAGAGUGGGAGCUAUAGUUUUUGGAGUUGCUAGUAUGAUACACAGUGGAUUAAAUCUUGCCUACUUCUUCCAAUUGCAUGACGGGAACUCAGUGUGUCACCACCCUGUUCAGGCUAUAAAGCCUUUCAUGCACAUGACGUUUACCUUUCUGCAGCUUUACUUCAUUUUUCUGCAUUCCAAGCUAAUUUUCACUCAUCAGAAAUGCAUUACUCGUCUCGGGUUGAUGCAUCUUUGUUGUACCAACUUAGCUGUGUGGUUUAGAUGUAUUGUUGUGGAGACUCUGAACGCUGUCAGUCGAUUUCAUCGUGAGGAAGAAGAGAUGAUGUCAAAGAGAAAUGUCACAGAGCAGUCUGCCCUGGCGGGCGCUGACCCUUCGGCUGCUAGUAGGAAACUAAUGAACGGGCCUGAGUCACAUUUGAUUUUGAUAAGUCUUCCAAUGAACAACACUAAAAAUGUCUUCCUUCCGGAAAUCUCGUGCUUUUGGUCCGAUCUGUUUGGAGAGUUUGUGCAGAGGGCAGGACCGUACUUAUAUCCCUGUAAGAUCGAAUACAGCUUAAUAUGCGCAGCCAUUGUUUAUGCCAUGUGGAGAAACGUUGGUCGAAAAUCAGAUGAAGUGGUGUUGACAUCAUCAACUGAGCAGUUGAAUUCCAAUGACCCUAACUUGAGGUUGGAUUGCUCGAACUCUAUACGAGGCCUUUUCGCGGGCAUUCUGGUCACCGUGGGAACGAUCAUUACUAUGGUAGCAUUUUAUGUUUUGGUAACCAGACAUCCUAUGUCCAGUACCGCCAUUAUUUUGGUCCACGUCUCGGAAACCUCCAUGUUUCUUCUUAUGACCGGCGCAAUUAUAUUUGCAGCCGACAGAAUGAAAAACUUGAAGUUCACAAACGUUUCUUGGAGAUUUCCUGUCGAGCUUCACUUGUUGUUUGUGUCUUUUACGGGAGUUUUUGCUUUCGCUGUUUUUGGAGUUAUUGCUGCCGGCUUUGAAACCCACAAACCAAAAGGGGUUUUAAACAUUCUGACUAAUCUAUUUAUGAUUCUGCAAUCCACGAUUCAAGUACUCUUCAUUGUGGCAGGAAGUAAACUUAUUUCAGCCAAUGAAUCUCAAGAGCGAAAGAAACGAGGUCGAGAGUUCGUAACGUUUCUUAUACUGUGCAACUUUGCAUUGUGGGCAAUGAACACUUUUGAGACUCAGCAACCAGAGCAUAACCCGGUGCAGAUGGACUUUUACGGUCCAUUAGCAUGGUCUGUGCUCACUCACGUGACUGUUCCAUUAUCCAUUUACUUCCGAUUUCACUCUUCCGUUUGUCUGAUAAACAUUUGGCGGUAUGCUUGGAAAUGGCAUGGAAGACAAGAGGGGCAACGGGAAAGUGCUUGUUAAAGGACUCUGUGAUAUUUACACGUUUUCUUCUUAUAUUUGUUUGAUAUUUUAUGUCAUAUAUAUAACGUUUUCAUUUAUUGUUCUGCCUUUUGAAAGAUUGAGUGCAAAGGCAUUCCUAUCUGUACUUAUAUGUCAAUCGCACAGUCAUUUUGUGUGGCAUUGUUUUUUUUUUUUAUUUCAUUGCUUUUUUUCUUCUCUUAGUUUUAUGAAUAAAGCAUUGAUAAUCGGACUUAAAUUCAC
Saccostrea cuccullata (small rock oyster) is the source of this 2694-nucleotide messenger RNA. Its product is annotated as proton channel OtopLc-like. The record is from RefSeq and is a predicted model, not a curated record. Gene Ontology annotation, biological process: proton transmembrane transport. Gene Ontology annotation, molecular function: proton channel activity. Bases 91 to 2454 code for a protein of 787 amino acids. The transcript is spliced from 9 exons. NCBI's taxonomy places the organism in Eukaryota, Metazoa, Mollusca, Bivalvia, Ostreida, Ostreidae. Gene Ontology annotation, cellular component: membrane.